AUGGUUUAUGUUGACUCGCAACCAGAAGGAGAAGACAAUAGUAGAUCAAAGGAGGAGAUUGAAAGACUUCUAAAAGAGGUUCGGGGUUUAGGCGCUAUUGAAAUUUAUAGGGAUUUAGAAACAAAAGGCUCUGAAUAUAAAGCAAUCAUAGAAGAAAAAUAUCGACAAGAGGAUUUAAAAGAAAGUGAUAGUAAUACAAUACCACAAGUCAAAUACAUGAGAAGAGAAAUAAGAAUUGGAUAUAACGGAAUAAUUAAUUGUGGUGAUUGGGAAGUAGUAGCUAAUAACACAAAUAGUAAUCGAGUAAAGAGUUUCUUCGUUUGGUUAUAG
Entamoeba dispar SAW760 is the source of this 330-nucleotide messenger RNA. RefSeq lists its product as uncharacterized. Bases 1 to 330 code for a protein of 109 amino acids. Lineage: Eukaryota; Evosea; Mastigamoebida; Endamoebidae. The record is from RefSeq and is a predicted model, not a curated record. The transcript has a single exon.